UUAAACAUGUCAGCUGGUAUUCCUGUGAAGCUUCUCAAUGAAGCUCAGGGUCACAUAGUAUCCCUUGAACUGAACUCGGGUGAAACGUACCGUGGAAAGUUGAUUGAAUCUGAGGAUAAUAUGAACGUCCAAUUGAGUGACAUCACAUUAACAUCAAGAGAAGGCCAAGUUACACAUCUAGAUCAUGUUUUCAUCAGAGGUUCCAAUAUAAGAUUCUUUGUUGUUCCAGAUAUGUUGAGAAACGCACCAAUGUUUGAUCCAAAUCAUGUUAAA
Messenger RNA from Hansenula anomala, 273 nucleotides. RefSeq names its product mRNA splicing protein SMD3 (gene SMD3). Gene Ontology annotation, biological process: spliceosomal snRNP assembly; RNA processing. NCBI's taxonomy places the organism in Eukaryota, Fungi, Ascomycota, Saccharomycetes, Phaffomycetales, Wickerhamomycetaceae. The record is from RefSeq and is a predicted model, not a curated record. The annotation marks the transcript as partial. The transcript is spliced from 2 exons. Gene Ontology annotation, cellular component: commitment complex; U1 snRNP; U2 snRNP. Gene Ontology annotation, molecular function: RNA binding.